Nicrophorus vespilloides is the source of this 1398-nucleotide messenger RNA. Its product is annotated as multiple C2 and transmembrane domain-containing protein 1-like. The transcript is spliced from 7 exons. Gene Ontology annotation, cellular component: synaptic vesicle membrane. The annotation marks the transcript as partial. Gene Ontology annotation, molecular function: calcium ion binding. The record is from RefSeq and is a predicted model, not a curated record. Gene Ontology annotation, biological process: regulation of neurotransmitter secretion. NCBI's taxonomy places the organism in Eukaryota, Metazoa, Arthropoda, Insecta, Coleoptera, Silphidae.
ACUGCGAAAGUAUUUUGCAUUGAAAGUUGUUAAAUUUUUCGUCCCAGUGAUCGGGAAACGCAGAGGAAAGCUGCGAAUUUUCGUAGUCGAACGUGGAGCGGCGUCGUAUGAAUCGAUAUUGCGGGCGUCGAACGUCAGUCGGCCGACGCGAGGCGUCCUUACCGCACAUACGUACAACCCACACGAACGCACAUUCUCUCGUAACCUGAAAGUGUUACUCUUUCUACUGUUUAUUCCUAUCAAUUUUUCAUCACAGAAACAGGUGUCUGAUACACUUGACUGCUUCCGUUAACCACUUUCCAUAUACCAUGGUGCCUGUACCUGUGUCCACCGGAAUAAACCAGUGACAUACCUAAUAACAUGUGCACACUUAUUGCCCUGAACGUGAUCUUCAGUGGAGGCUAAUUUCCAGUCUUUGACACCGCUUCAAAAGGGACCCCAGUCUUCCUCAUUAUGAUUCCGUCUAAAUACUGUGAUCAACCCGGAACCUCCAGGCGGGCACUUGAAACAUGCGAAUUAAGGCAUAUGACCCAUUCACCUUCGAUGGGCGGUCGCCAUUUGAGCAAAUCCGCAUCCGAACUAAGCAGCCCACGGGAGAUGCCUGAAAUUCGACCUCGGUCUGCAGCACCGCCCGGCACUCUGCAUACCUCUGUCUACCAAAAGGCACACACUUUCUUCUCGCAGUUAAAAAGUCGUUGGGGGCACAGCAAAAGGGAAAGACGACACAAAUCGCCAGGACGCCAGGAUUCGACAACAGAUUACGCGGCAGACCUCAGCAGUGAUCAUAGCACACCUAGCACACAAAGUCCUAGGCACAGACUACAUACUCAUCACGACUCUCCAUUAAGCCGUGCGUGCGGUGACACCCCUCACAGCUCACCAGGAGGUUCACCCAGACCAAGAGCCCCAACACCCGGCGCCGUGGCCGGCCUUGACCUCAUUCCGUUGACGUCCAGUGAUGAAAUUACCCGAAGAAGAGAGACGGCCUUACGUCAGCAUUCGUUUUUUCAACUGCGGAUAUACUUGCGCCGAGGCCAUGGACUGGUUGCAAUGGAUAAAAAUGGAACCAGCGAUCCUUAUGUUAAAUUCAAAUGCGGAGGGCGGUUAAUUUAUAAGUCGCGAACUGUCUACAGAGACUUAAAUCCCGUCUGGGACGAGAGUUUCACCGUUCCAAUCGAAGAUCCUUUUGUUCCUAUAAUUAUUAAAGUCUUCGAUUAUGAUUGGGGUUUACAGGACGACUUUAUGGGUUCGGCACAACUGGAUUUAUCCACUCUGGAGCUCUCGAGAUCAAUGGAUUUAACGUUGAUGCUGCAGGAUCCUGUCAGACCGACGACUUCGUUAGGAGAGAUCAUCUUAACAGUAACUCUGCAGCCCAAAUCGCAAGAGGACAAGGAUCAG